Messenger RNA from Anguilla anguilla (European eel), 1150 nucleotides. Its product is annotated as matrix metalloproteinase-9-like. The coding region runs from base 92 to 1090 and encodes 332 amino acids. The record is from RefSeq and is a predicted model, not a curated record. The transcript has 8 exons. Lineage: Eukaryota; Metazoa; Chordata; Actinopteri; Anguilliformes; Anguillidae.
AUUUCUUUCCCAUGUACAUUGGGCUGGUGCUCUUGAAUACAUUUCUUUCCCAUGUACAUUGGGCUGGUGCUCUUGAAUACAUUUCUUUCCCAUGUACAUUGGGCUGGUGCUCUUGAAUACAUUUCUUUCCCACAACAUCUAUAAGGGAAGAAUAUCUCUAAUCGAAUACAGCGGAUGUAUGGAUGUCACAAUCUGGAAUUUACAAAAGUCAGACGGUGGACUGUACCGAUGUGCCAUAACUGAUUCACCCUAUCACGUUUACAAGGACUUCAUAGUUGUAAUACCAGGACCAAAACCUGGCCCUGGCCCCGUUCCUCCUACCCGUGCUGCAACUGACCCCACCCCCACCGAGAAGACCACUCCCCAGACCACAACCACUACUACACCCACUCCCGUGGACCCCUCUCUGGAUGCUUGUCGUGUGGACAAAUUUGACACCAUCACUCUGAUCCAGCAGGAGCUGCACUUGUUCAAGGAUGGCCAGUACUGGAAGGUGUCGCAGAAGAACGAGAUCAAGGGUCCUUACCGCACCUCCGAGACGUGGCCUGCCCUCCCCUCCACCAUCGACUCCGCCUUCGAGGAUCUGCUCACUAAGAAACUGUACUUCUUCUCAGGCCGCCGGGUGUGGGUGUACACUGGGAGCAGCGUGCUGGAGCCCCACAGCCUGGAGAAGCUGGGCCUGCCUGGCAGCCUGGAGCGUGUGGAGGGAGCCCUGGAGAGGGGCAAGGGCAAGGCCCUGCUCUUCGGCGGGGAGAAAUACUGGAGGCUGGACGUAAAAACCCAGACCAUCGACGAGGGCUACCCACGUGAUGUAGACCAGGACUUUGGAGAUGUACCCAUCGAUGCUCACGAUGUCUUCCUGUACAAAGGACACACCUACUUCUGGCGCGAACGUUUCUAUUGGAGGAUGAACUCCCGAAAGCAGGUGGACCGGGUUGGCUACAUCAAGUAUGACGUUCUGAAGUGUUCUGUCCCCUCCCACCGCCAUUGCACAGACCCAGCUAAGAACAGGAAGGACACAGACCGUUUGUGUUCCUCUCAGAUACACACUCCAAAACAGAUGCGUCGCCUUCAGAUCCAGCAGCAAUGAGGCUAGCUUUGGUCCUCUCCUUCCUCUCAGGAGCCUACUCUGCUGUUGUCUGGGGUCCAG